CAAACCGCACCUCGUCAGAAAACCGUAGUGAACAGUAAACACUGGGUUGCUCCGCCGUUUGUGUGACAACAAUGGAUACGAGCUAACCGUGCGGGGGUAAUGCGCAGAUAAUUUCCACAGAGGCGCGGGCAGGUUGUCAAAUACAUCACCGAGAGUCAUCGCACGCACCGGGACUGACCUUUCAAUUCCUGCUUCGCGACUAAAGGGCACCGGACAGCUAUGGGUGGGUUGGGAAACGUGCGUCGUGCAGGAAGAUCCCCCCCUUUAAUGAUCGGGGCUCUGAUCGCCUGCAUACUGGUUCUGGGCUUUAACUACUGGGUGUGCAGCUCCCGCAACCUUGAGCUACAGACUAAGCUUUAUGAGAUGGAGGGCCAAGUGCGACGUGGAGCAGCUGAGCGAGGAGUAUCAGAGAUUAAGAAAAAUGAGUUCCAGGAGGAGAUCCAGAGACAGAAAGAGGAGAUCAGCCACCAAGAAAGUCUGUUCAAGAGACAGCUGGAAGCGUUAGAGAUGUCCUGCAACCAAGAGAAGGACAAACUGCAGGAGAACAUGUCCUCUUCUGCCAAAAUAACACAGGAACUCAGAGGUCGGGUGAAUCAGCUGAAUGAAGAAGUGGGGAAGCUUCAAAAGGAGCUACAGAGUUGCCAAGGCAACAUCAACACCCUUAACAGCAAACUCACUUAUGACAUGACCCAGUGUCACUCUCAGGUCCUCUCCCAGAAGGAGUUGUGUGAUGAGAGAGUAGCAGCUGCUAAACUUGAAGUUCAGAAGAAAAUGGAGAAGCUCAUCAGCUCUCCCUCAGUCGUCUCCUUGCAGCUGGAAAAAACAAAGGAUCGAGCCGGAAAAGUUGACAGACCCGUUCUGUCGUUGGCUGACCCGGAGAAGACAUCAACUGUUGUGAGCCACACUCCAAGUGUCCCUCGGCCCAAAGAAAAUGAACCAACUGAACUACUGACUAAUGAGAUUAUUGUUGACCAAGGUUCUGAUGACCCUGUUCCCUCAGUGAACGAUGUCUCGAAAGAAGAGCUCCAGUCGGUUCCCUCUGCUGCUGCAGGCAAGCAGGAUAUUAUACCACCACUAGAGGGAGCUGUCAAAACAAACGAGGCAGGGACAGAGCCCAGUAAACUGAUGAAGAAUAAUCUGACUGAGGAUGAAGACAUGGAGUUGAUGGAUGUUCAUGAAGAGGGCACUCAGACAGAAGACCCUGGAAUGGAGGGCAUGCUGAUUGGCCAGGGAAAGGUCGAUGAGAUGCCUGAUGGUCAGAAAUUGGAGCCAGAAGAGUAUGACGCAGACAAACCCAUUGUGGGUGGAGCUGAUUCCAAGAACCAACAGCAGAUUAGACGCUCAGAAAAUAUCGACAAGGACAUGGAGGAAGAGCUGGCUGACUAUAAUGGCGAUGAUGAGAACGAAGGGGAAUUUGAAGCAGACAAACAAGCAGAACUUGCUCAACACUGAGAGCUGGUGUUGAAGAAGGAUCCCGGACGUGACAUCAGGAAAUAAGACAUGUUUUACACGUCAGCAAAUUCCCACCAUACAGGUUAAUGCAGCCCUUGAAACACAGUUAACACAGAGCAAAUCCCAAUGUAAAAUUCUACAUGAAAAACUUGACGUUCGUUAUUUUUAUCAGGAUUUUCUUCUUGAAUUGUCUUAUUUAUUACCUUGAUCAGAAUAUUACAUGCUGUCCGCUAAUCAUCAAUUCGUCUCUUAUUGGAGGACGAGUGAUUGCAACUUCAUAUGUAGUUUGCAAUCAAUGACUGUAUAAUGAUGACACUUCACUGUUGUGCUUUUGGAGUGGAGUCUUGGUAUCAAAGUUAUGCCCAUACAUUUUCAUAACCAUCCUUAGUUAAAUCCCAGCCAGUCAAAAAGUUUUUGACUGGCCAGUUUUUUUUUUUUUACACUUGAACAUAUAUCAGAUGAUCAGUGAUGGCAACUUUUCUCGGCAAGAAAUUGGUCAAUUUAAGUCCAAUGCACUAACGUUGAUGUGGUGGAGUUUAUGAUUAUACGGCAGCUGCCAUGUCCUCUAUCUAUAUAUUGUCAUUAGUUGCAGCUUCAGUCAAAUAUACAUGGUGUCCAUUUAUAUGCCCUUCACUGUACACAUCAAAUCCUGCUAUGAUGCAGACUGUGCUCACAUUAAUUCCCUGAACUGUAGGUGUCAUUACAUUACAUUUCAUUAAGCUGACGCUUUUGUCCAAAGCGACUUACAUUUUUAGAACACUAAAUUUUUUUUUUAGGGGUUCAGUAUCCUGCCAAGGACACUUAGGCAUGCAGAUGGGAAAGAGUGGGAUUCGAACCGGCAACCUUCUUGUUGCAGAGCACCCGCUCUAUCCCCUAGGCCACACUCCCCAUAAAAACGCUUGGUGAUUCUAAGUAGUUUUAAGAAUUGGUUAGUUUUGAUUUCCGGAUUAGUGUUUCCGGUGUGUUGUGUUAUGUUCACUCUUUUAUGACUGUAACUUGAAGAUGAUGUUAAAGACCCUUAUAGGGUUACUAGUUGUCAAAUACUGAAGUCAUUUUAAAUGAUCAGAGUGAUCCCAUUGACAGAACUCCUCCUUCAGGGGGCGUCGUCUCUCCCUGAGGUACAACAGCAUCUUUAACAAUGCCUUAAGCUACUCUUGUACAGUCUCUCAUAGGAAAGAUGCUGACCUCAUAUCAGCAUCUUUCAGAGCUGAAAUGCUCUAGUCAGAGCAUUUCAGUUAAAGAAAGCUAGGAUAUGCAUGUAAAAAGCAGCAAAAAAAGGAAACUUUGGGGUCAUCUUGUUGUCCUAUGUUUUAUGUCCAGAUUAUUUUCUAAUUCCCAUAAAUCUUCAGACAUUGUGAACUGGUUUAAUAGACACGGCACAGAACAAAUGAACAAAUUCCCCAUAUGGUUUUAUAUGCUCUUGUGUUUUCAACGUACUAUGUUCUGUACAUUUUGAUCAUGAGCAAUCCCCUCUAAACGUGGCUAAUCUAUUGCCUUGGGAUCUUUGCUUUUAUUCUCAGAUCACGCACAGUGACAAGGUUGAAUGUUUCUACGUAAGACACAAUAAUAAAUUAAAAUUUAAGGAAUAGUUUGGAACAUCUGGACAAUAGUUUAUAUUAGAUCGACAAUCUUACUUUAUUAUGACGCAUGCCUUAUUAAAUCCGUGUGCACCAGUUUUCCUCUGUGAUCAUUUGCUUCUGUGCACCUGCUAAGAGGUUUGUCAGUUCUACUUGUUGGAUACUGUUUCGUCUGUCGAUUAGUCUGUUGAUUUGUCUGUGCUUUGUUGAGAACAUGAACAGCCAUUUGUGAGAAUUGCUGUAAUAUUAUGAAGGACAUUUCCCUGAAGUAGGACCAGUGUGUUGUGCGUUCAUGCUCCUGGAGUCCAGUACAUGUGAACUGUUCAGUAGCUGUGCUAAAAUGUAUUCAUCUGCUCAACUUCAAACUGCACUAGGCUGGAAAUUGUGUGUGUGUGUGUUUGAGCGCAAACACAAACUUAUAUUAUGAAAUCAUAAUCAACAAAGUUGGAUAUUCUAUUGCCUUGUAUUUUAUCUUAUACGGGUUAGAAUAUUUAUUUUUGUUUCCUGCUUAAUCAGAGGGGGUGGCCUCCACACUGUUUUAAUCGUCAUCAUUUCCAUAACACACUGACUUAUCAACAGUGUUUAACAUAGUGGAAAGUUAUCUUCCUAGAUAGCUGUUAAACGGUUCUUGGAACACAGAGGGUUUGUUUAACUGUCGGUACAGAUCAGCUGCAGUGCACCUGACUUGGUCCAGGUGGGAAGGAUCGAACUAAAAGUUUAACAUUUGAAGUAUUUUAUCAAAAUCCCUUCUGAUUUCAAAAUGCAGCCGUACAAUGCCUAGUUUUGAAGCUCAAUCCGCUUUAAUGAAGAUGAAUGAACAGAAUAUACAGUUUAUGAAAACUUUAAAUGCUGGAGAACUCGUUUUCUGUCAAGAUGUUAUAGUACAUUCUUUUAUGUACAUUUACUCAUGGCUUCAUGUAAGGCUUGACGACCUGUGCAGAGUCUUUCUGGUUGAGUUAUUUAUUAUAUAGUAACGUUUCCCAAACCAAAAAGCAGUGGUUUAUAAUUCGAAACUUUUUCCAGAGAGUGUCCUCUCAAAUGUAUACGACUGGUAGAAUCAAUGCUAUAAACUUUACGUUUCUUUAUGUUUUUUUUAACGAUUUUUAAAUUUGGGCCUGCUCGUCACAGUAACAAUAUAUAUAAUAGAACUUCUGAAGAAAGAUUAAUUAUUUAAUCAGGAGAAGGAGAAGUUCCCUCAUACAGACAGGAGGUUACAGGGAAACCCUUCGUCCUUAACAAUGCACUGUCGCAGCAACAUCGCCCAGGAAAAUCUCCAUGAACUUCACUCCUUUUGUCUAAAUCUUUCCCCACUUUGGUUGAUUCUGGAGACGUGUGACAUGUUUAAUUCUAUAAUAAUUUUUUCAGAGUUACUGUUAUUCAUUGUCUUGACUGCUUUGGCUUCUCAAUUGUGUAGAAUCUUACAUUUUCUGAACUACAUGUCUGUGCACCUGGAGAGAAAAAAUGUUUUAUUAUUUUUAUACAUUGGAUACACUUUUUUGUUGUUCGAUUGAAUUUGUGUAAAUGUUAAUUUUAUUCUGUACUGCUGAACAAAUUUGUGAAAGAUCUAAAUAAUCAUAGGCUUUAUUGGUGAUUGAGAAUAAAGAUUGUUUUUAUUACCACUA
Molecule: messenger RNA, 4651 nt
Organism: Platichthys flesus (European flounder)
Lineage: Eukaryota; Metazoa; Chordata; Actinopteri; Pleuronectiformes; Pleuronectidae
Gene: golm1
Product: golgi membrane protein 1
Exons: 11
Coding region: 220-1452 (410 amino acids)
Cellular component (GO): Golgi apparatus
Source: RefSeq, a predicted model, not a curated record